Molecule: messenger RNA, 658 nt
Organism: Eurypyga helias (sunbittern)
Lineage: Eukaryota; Metazoa; Chordata; Aves; Eurypygiformes; Eurypygidae
Product: protein lin-9 homolog
Exons: 6
Biological process (GO): DNA-templated transcription; regulation of transcription by RNA polymerase II; regulation of cell cycle
Cellular component (GO): transcription repressor complex; nucleoplasm
Molecular function (GO): DNA binding
Source: RefSeq, a predicted model, not a curated record
AUUGCAGGUUCUUCAGCAAAAGCACUUGUGAGCUUGAAAGAGGGAAGCUUAUCCAGUUCGUGGAAUGAAAAGUACAAUUCUCUGCAGAAAACACCUAUUUGGAAAAGCAAGAAUGCUGGUUCUGCAGUGGAAAUGCCCUUCAGAAAUUCAAAACGGAGUCGACUCUUCUGUGAAGAAGAUGACAGACAAAUAAACACAAGGUCACCCAAAAGAAAUCAGAAGGUUGCGAUGGUUCCACAGAAGUUUAAUACAGCAAUGCCGACGCCAGACAAGAAAGCAUCGCAGAAGAUCGGUUUGCGGCUUCGUAACCUGCUCAAACUUCCCAAAGCUCACAAGUGGUGCAUAUACGAAUGGUUCUAUUCAAAUAUAGAUAAACCGCUAUUUGAAGGGGAUAAUGACUUCUGUGUAUGCCUGAAAGAAUCUUUUCCGAAUUUGAAAACCAGAAAAUUGACAAGAGUAGAGUGGGGGAAAAUCAGGCGAUUAAUGGGAAAACCACGGAGGUGUUCCUCUGCAUUCUUUGAGGAAGAGAGAUCAGCGUUAAAACAGAAACGGCAGAAAAUAAGACUUUUGCAGCAGCGGAAAGUUGCAGAUAUUUCACAGUUCAAAGAUCUUCCAGAAGAAAUUCCAUUGCCACUUGUAAUAGGAACAAAAGUUACAG